CGUUUUUGAAUCGCCAUUUUAGAAAAGAAGAAGAGCUGUUCGGAACAAAAGCAGUAAGUUAGCUACAUACUUCAACGCUUUGUUUACGCUUAACGGUAUAUUACAUCUUUGUAUUUUAUCCAGUGAUCCUACAACGCAGAUAUGUCUCGGGACAGAUUUAACAUUAACGUUAGAGGAAAUAACCGUGGGGCUGGAUUUCAACGCCGGGGAGCUGGGCCUGGUGGUCCGAUGCGAGGUGGAAUGGGUAACCUGAAUAAUUUCAGACAAAACCAACACCCCUUUCAAAGAGGGCCUCAUCCCGGUAACUUUGGAAAACCACCCAACCAGAUACGUCCGAUAACCCCUCAGAAGCCUCUGCCACCUACUAUUUCCCAGCCAGGCGCUCAACCGAUUCGGCCACCACCUACUCCUGGCCCUGCGCUAACCAUGAAGGGCCCCGUACAGCAACAACAGCAGGCCGCGGCCGCAGCAGCAGCAGCAGCAGGACCUCCGGCGCCCACAGUAACGACUCCAGCACCGGCGGCAACACCUCCGGCGGUUGCAGUAGCACCUCCGGCGGUUGCAGCAGCAGCACCUCCGGCGGUUGCAGCAGCAGCACCUCCGAAAGCCGCCGCAGCAGCACCUCCGAAAGCCGCCGCUGCAGCAGCACCGCCGAAAGCCGCCGCUGCAGCAGCACCGCCGAAAGCCGCCGCUGCAGCAGCACCCCCGAAAGCCGCCGCUGCAGCACCUCCGAAAGCCGCAGCUACACCUCCGGCGGCCGCAGCAGCAGCGCCGUCAGGUCAACCAAAAAUGCUGUCACCACCUCCGAAGCCUGUUCCUCCGAAACCCGCAAUCUCAUCUCCCCCACCAAACCAAAUGAAGAAACCAGCAUUUUCAUCUCCCCCACCAAACCAAAUGAAGAAACCAGCAUUUUCAUCUCCCCCACCAAACCAAAUGAAUAGGAACCAGCAAAGAGCAGGACCAGGCAACGCCAAUGGAAAUGGGCAUAAAUCUGCACCCUUUAACAAAAAACCUGAACCUCAGAAUACUUCAAUGGAGGCCGAGGAAGCCCAGCACCCCAAGGAGUUGAGAGCGACGUUGUCAUCGCUGCGCAGACCUGGCGAGAAGACAUACACUCAACGAUGCCGCCUUUUCAUUGGAAAUCUUCCCAAUGAUAUCUCAGAUGACACAUUCAAGAAGCUGUUUGCGAAGUAUGGCGAGCCCAGUGAGAUUUUCAUCAACAAAAACAAAGGCUUUGGCUUCAUACGCCUGGAAUCCCGUGCAUUGGCUGAGAUAGCAAAAGCUGAACUGGAUGAUGUGCCCAUGAAAGGCAGACCGCUUCGGGUGCGCUUUGCAACUCACUCUGCUGCACUGUCUGUGAAGAACUUGUCACCUUUUGUUUCCAAUGAGCUACUGGAGGAGGCCUUCUCCCAGUUUGGAGUGGUAGAGAGAGCUGUGGUAAUUGUAGAUGAUCGCGGGCGCUCCACUGGCAAGGGCAUUGUUGAAUUUGCCUCUAAGCCUGCUGCACGAAAGGCCCUGGAUCGUUGCAACGAUGGUGUCUUCUUGCUCACCACGUCACCUCGUCCAAUUGUCGUUGAGCCUCUUGAACAAUAUGAUGAUGAGGAUGGUCUACCAGAGAAACUGGCACAGAAGAACCACAACUAUCAUAAGGAGCGGGAGGAGCCGCCCAGGUUUGCCCGUCCUGGCACGUUUGAGUUUGAGUACUCUAAGCGCUGGAAGUCCCUGGACGACAUGGAGAAGCAGCAGCGGCAGCAGGUGGAGAAGAACAUUCGCGAAGCCCGCGAGAAACUGGAGGGAGAGAUGGACGAUGCGUUCCAUGUGCACCAGGCCAACAUGAUCCGCCAAGAUCUGCUGAGGCGGGAGGAGGAACUACGGCGCAUGGAAGAGAUGCACAGUGCAGAGAUGCAGAAGAGGAAAGAGAUGCAGCUCAGGCAGGAGGAGGAGCGUCGCCUACGCGAGGAGGAGAUGCUUCGCCAGAGGGAGAUUGAGGAGCAAAUGCGCCGCAAGCGUGAGGAGGCCUACAGAAGUGGAAACUUCAUGGACAAUAGGGAUAUGAGAAUGACUCAGGGUGGUGCCAUGGGCAUGGCUGAAAAUCAAUUUGGCUCACCCAACCAGAAGUUCCCCAUGGGACACCAAGGCAUGGGUGGACCCAGCGCUGGGGGAGCCAUGAUUCCCAACGAAAUGCGAAAUGAGCGAAACUUCCCUCAGGGAGGCCGGGGGGGACUGGGUCCUAACAACCAAGGGUUUGGCAGGGUCCGUGAGGAGUUUGAUGGGCCUGCCAAGAAGCCCCGCUUUUAAAUCUGUUCAGUGUCAUUCAUAGCAGCGUUUUUGUGUAGAUUCUCUGAACAUCUUCACAUUGAGUCAUAAUUGUUGUAUUUAAGUUGAAAGUGUUCUUGCAUUUUAGCCUGAAGACUCAUUCAUUUUUAUGGCAAGUUAGGUUUUUUCUUUUUUUGAUUUUGUAUUUGGAGUAGUGUGAAAUUAAUACAUUGGUCACCCUCAGUGAUCAUAGCGCUUUCUCACCUAUGUAUAACUUUCUUUCCAGUUGUAUCAUGCUCUGUGACUCGUGUCGUAAAUGGUGAUAAAUGUCAACUUUUCUCACCUUUCUCAAUGGCUGUGUUUUGUGCCAUUUAAGAUUUGAAGUAAAAACAUGUAACUUUACAAUAAAGACUUCAGUUGGUUCUCUCCAAA
This is a messenger RNA of Salvelinus namaycush (lake trout), 2688 nucleotides long. Its product is annotated as splicing factor, proline- and glutamine-rich-like. Gene Ontology annotation, biological process: regulation of DNA-templated transcription. Gene Ontology annotation, molecular function: RNA binding. Gene Ontology annotation, cellular component: nucleus. The record is from RefSeq and is a predicted model, not a curated record. Bases 142 to 2298 code for a protein of 718 amino acids. NCBI's taxonomy places the organism in Eukaryota, Metazoa, Chordata, Actinopteri, Salmoniformes, Salmonidae. The transcript is spliced from 10 exons.